UCUGCUCUGUGUAGGUUUGUGAAAAAACUCGAUUUCCAAAAUGAAUAAAGACGCCCAAAUGAGAGCAACCAUUAACCAAAAGCUAAUAGAAACAGGAGAGCGAGAACGCCUUAAAGAGUUGCUGAGAGCCAAAUUAAUUGAAUGCGGCUGGAAGGAUCAGUUGAAGGCACACUGCAAAGAUGUUAUUAAAGAAAAAGGAUUAGAGCACGUUACUGUUGAUGAUUUGGUGGCAGAAAUCACUCCCAAAGGCAGAGCCUUGGUACCAGACAGUGUAAAGAAAGAACUCUUGCAAAGAAUAAGAACCUUCCUUGCCCAGCAUGCCAGUCUUUAACUUUGACGUUCAUCUGGGAUACAGUGUUUCUGUUUCUGUAUUAUGUCAAUCAUGUCAGGAUUGGAAUGCAGUUUCCAUACUUAAGGAUGGAAAAUCAUUAAUUUUUUUGUACAAUGAGUUGAAGUUUGUUUGCACUGCAUCAAUUUCUUGAACUUGGUGUUAUUUUAAUAAAAAAUUUUGUGGACUUGUG
Molecule: messenger RNA, 521 nt
Organism: Fulmarus glacialis (Northern fulmar)
Lineage: Eukaryota; Metazoa; Chordata; Aves; Procellariiformes; Procellariidae
Gene: ENY2
Product: enhancer of yellow 2 homolog (Drosophila)
Exons: 4
Coding region: 41-331 (96 amino acids)
Biological process (GO): poly(A)+ mRNA export from nucleus; regulation of transcription by RNA polymerase II; positive regulation of DNA-templated transcription
Cellular component (GO): nuclear pore; SAGA complex; DUBm complex
Molecular function (GO): transcription coactivator activity; chromatin binding
Source: RefSeq, a predicted model, not a curated record